AUGUCUCGCGGCGGGCGUGGAGGUAACCGGGGAGGAUUGAAGGGUGCAACAUGGGAUACAACGAAUGACUACGUAGACCUGAUUGAGACGGGGCCUCGACCAAAUUAUCCAGACCACCCUCACCUCAAACAACCAGCACCCUUUACGGACGUCGAAGUACGACAAUUCGAUCAUUACAAGUCCCUUCAGACCCAAAUACAUCGUGGCCCCUUAUAUACCCAAUCUACGAGGCGCAAUGCCGAAAAUCCUGCGAAGACGUUUAAUGAAGAUCAGUUCAACCAACAAUAUGGAACCAAUCCCAAAGCAGACUUGGAUCCCUUUACAGCGGUCGAAACGUAUUCAAUGAGAUACCUGCCGAAGAAGAAUGUUAUCCCAAAGUUGUCAGGUCGUCCAUUCAACAAGGAUCUCUUUCCAAAAGAACUGUGGCCAACACUCGAAGGCGAAGAGGGAGAGAAAGUUCGCAAAUCGAUCAAUGGGGCUAUGCAGAAGAAAGCCGCCAUGAUGGGAAUUAAGGCCAACAAGGGUCAGGCGUUGGAAACAAUUCUGGCGGCUAUGGGAGAUGAUGAAGAAAUUGCGGAUCCUGAUGAAGAAAACCCCGAUGAUGAAGAUGUCGAUGAUGAUUUCGAGGAUCAAGAUGAAGAUAUGGGAGGUGAUUACAAUGCCGAACAGUAUUUCGACAACGGGGAUGAUGCUGAUGACGGUGACGGUGAUGCUGGAGGAGGAGACGAUUAUUAA
Glarea lozoyensis ATCC 20868 is the source of this 735-nucleotide messenger RNA. RefSeq lists its product as uncharacterized. Gene Ontology annotation, biological process: transcription by RNA polymerase III. The transcript has 4 exons. The coding region runs from base 1 to 735 and encodes 244 amino acids. Gene Ontology annotation, cellular component: RNA polymerase III complex. Lineage: Eukaryota; Fungi; Ascomycota; Leotiomycetes; Helotiales; Helotiaceae. The record is from RefSeq and is a predicted model, not a curated record.